CCAAGUUUGUGCAACCUGCGAUCCUUUCUUGUUUUUUUGUUUGCGUUUGGUUGCAAAGAGCAACGAUCAUGUCAACCGUUGCACUGGAGCCUCUGUUCUUCCACCUUCGCCGGAGAGAAACUCCGAUUCACCUUUCCAAACAGAACCCAUUCAGACCCUUCUUUCUCAUCAGCGCCUCUUCUAACCUCAACCUCAAUCUCAAUGCCUCCUUCACCUUCCGCCAACCCCGCAUGCCUGCACUUGCUGCUUCCCUUACAGACACACCUAUCAUCGACCCCCUUCAAUGCUCUGACACCUUCUUCACCAACACUUUCCCAAUCAACACAACCCAAACGGUGGAGGGAAAGGUUUUUGUGAGACUGGAUCACAGGAAGGAUUUGAGAGACUUGGAGCUUACAGUGAGUUGCAAUCUACCUGGAAAAUGGAUUCUUCACUGGGGAGUUACCCAUGGUGAUGAUGUUGGAAGGGAAUGGGAUCAACCUUCUCAUGAUAUGAUACCCCCUGGAUCUGUUUCUAUUAAGGACUGUGCAAUAGAGACACCCUUGAUGAAGUCAUUGUUAUCUACUGAAAGCGAUACAUUUCAUGAAGUCAGGAUUGAUCUCAAACCCAACAAUGAAAUUUCAGCAAUUAAUUUUGUUCUCAAGGAUGAGGAAUCUGGAGCUUGGUAUAGAAACCAAGGAAGAGAUUUCAGGGUUCCUUUGGUCAACUACCUUAAGGCAGAUACUAAUAUGAUUGGAACUAAAAGAGGCUUUAGUUUAUGGCCAGAGAAUUUAGGGCAGAUGCCUAAAAUGUUCCUCAAGUCAAAAUCAGGUCAGGAUGGUAGCAGCAAAACCAGAGAUCCAAAACAAGAAAAUACUCAACCAGAAGGUUUCUAUGUAGAAAUUCCUAUUACAAAGGAGGUUUCAAUUAAUAACUUCAUCCGUGUCUCAAUUAAGAAAUGCUUUGAGUCUGAGGCAGUUAAGAACCUUUUAUGUUUGGAAACGGAUCUACCUGGAGAUAUUGUUCUUCACUGGGGAGUUUGCAGGGAUGAUUCAAGAAAGUGGGAAGUUCCACCUGCCCCUUAUCCGCCAGAAACAAUAACAUUUAAAGACAAAGCUUUGAGAACUCGAUUACAGCCAAGAGGCAGUGGAAAAGGAUCUUCAGUACUAAUCACUUUAGGAGAAGAGUUUUCAGGGUUUCUUUUUGUUCUUAAGCAAAAUGAAAAGACUUGGUUCAAGCAAAUGAGAAACGACUUCUAUAUCCCCCUCUCAAGUUCAGGUAGCUUGCCUAUUGAUGGCAACAGGGAGGAUCAAUCAGGUGUGCAGAGGGAAGCGGCUGAAGAGGCAAGUCAAGGGACUUCUUUCUUUUCAUUUACUGAUGGAAUUAUCAAUGAAAUAAGGAAUUUGGUGACAGACAAUUCCUCUGAGAAAAGUAGAAAGACAAAAUCCAAAAAAGCACAAGAAAGCAUUCUUCAAGAAAUUGAAAGACUGGCUGCGGAAGCCUAUAUUUUCUUCAAAACCUCCAUUCCAUAUUUCUCAGAGGCAACUAUUGCAGAACCUGAAGCACCUAUUGCGGAACCUGAAGCUGCAUCUGAAUCAGAGGCACUGGCUCUGGAUCCAGAAAUAUGCUCAGGGACAGGCACCGGAUAUGAAAUAUUAUGCCAAGGGUUUAACUGGGAAUCUCAUAAAACUGGAAGAUGGUACAUGGAGCUUAAGGAGAAAGCUUCAGAACUAGCAUCACUUGGUUUUACUGUGGUUUGGCUACCACCACCUACAGAGUCUGUGUCUCCUGAAGGAUACAUGCCAAAGGAUUUAUAUAAUUUGAAUUCCAGAUAUGGGAACACUGAUGAACUGAAAGAUUUGGUGAAACGACUUCAUCAAGUUGGCAUUAGAGCUCUAGGAGAUGCUGUUUUAAAUCACCGCUGUGCUCACUGUCAGAAUCAGAAUGGUAUUUGGAACAUAUUUGGAGGUCGUCUUAACUGGGAUGACUGUGCAGUUGUUGCUGAUGAUCCACAUUUUCAGGGGAGGGGUAACAACAGUAGUGGAGAUAAUUUUCAUGCUGCUCCAAACAUUGAUCACUCACAGGAAUUUGUGAGAAAGGAUCUCAAAGAAUGGUUAUGCUGGUUGAGGAAUGAAAUUGGGUAUGAUGGAUGGAGGCUUGACUUUGUCAGAGGAUUUUGGGGUGGUUACAUAAAGGACUACCUGGAUGCAAGUGAACCUUACUUUGCUGUCGGAGAAUACUGGGAUUCCCUUAGUUAUACAUAUGGUGAAAUGGAUUGUAAUCAAGAUGCUCAUAGGCAGAGGAUAGUUGACUGGAUCAAAGCCACCAAUGGUACAGCUGGUGCAUUUGAUGUUACAACAAAAGGGAUUCUGCACUCUGCACUGGAAAGAUGUGAAUAUUGGAGGUUGUCAGAUCAGCAGGGAAAACCCCCUGGUGUUGUAGGGUGGUGGCCAUCUCGUGCUGUUACUUUUAUAGAGAAUCAUGACACUGGCUCUACCCAGGGUCAUUGGAGAUUUCCCAGUGGAAAAGAAAUGGAAGGAUAUGCUUACAUUCUUACUCAUCCAGGAACCCCAUCAGUGUUUUUUGACCACAUUUUCUCUCAUUAUAAAAAUGAAAUAGCAAGUCUUGUAUCUUGCAGGAAGAGGAACAAGAUCCACUGCAGGAGUACAGUUCAAAUUUGUAAAGCAGAAAGGGAUGUUUAUGCAGCCAUGAUUGAUGAAAAAAUUGCUAUGAAGAUUGGACCUGGACAUUUUGAACCACCUACUGGCUCCCACAGAUGGUCCUUAGCAAUUGGGGGAAGAGACUAUAAGAUUUGGGAAGCAUUAUAAUAUAAUGAAGUACCUUACAAGUGUGUGUAUAUAUAUGGUCACUGGUAAAUCCUCCCCUUUUACCUUGCUGAAGAAGCAAGUUCUAUUCAAGAAUAGGUUGGGGUAUUCAGAUGGUGGCAGGGCAGGCUCCAAUUUGAAGUGAGUUGUGCCACGCUAGCUGUUGCUUAAUGUUAGCAUUUCAGCCAAAUGUAGGUCCUCAUUUGGAACAUGAAAAAUGUGGAUCCCUUAAAGUCAGAAAAUGAGUUGUAUCAUACAUACUAUAUAUACAAAGCACAUGGUUUUCAGA
Molecule: messenger RNA, 3093 nt
Organism: Lotus japonicus
Lineage: Eukaryota; Viridiplantae; Streptophyta; Magnoliopsida; Fabales; Fabaceae
Product: alpha-amylase 3, chloroplastic-like
Exons: 13
Coding region: 69-2807 (912 amino acids)
Biological process (GO): carbohydrate metabolic process
Molecular function (GO): alpha-amylase activity; calcium ion binding
Source: RefSeq, a predicted model, not a curated record